Bradysia coprophila is the source of this 1990-nucleotide messenger RNA. Its product is annotated as sphingomyelin phosphodiesterase-like. Gene Ontology annotation, biological process: ceramide biosynthetic process; sphingomyelin catabolic process. Gene Ontology annotation, molecular function: acid sphingomyelin phosphodiesterase activity. Gene Ontology annotation, cellular component: lysosome. The record is from RefSeq and is a predicted model, not a curated record. NCBI's taxonomy places the organism in Eukaryota, Metazoa, Arthropoda, Insecta, Diptera, Sciaridae.
UUGAACACUUCAGUUAUCCAUUGCAAGUUGGUGAAGUUACAAAUAAGAAAUGGUUUCGGUAAUUCAAGUAGCAGUUUUGCUGCUCAGUGUGUUCUACUCAUCUGACGGAUUAAUACGUUCCGAGGAACACAAACACAACCAAAAAAAUGCCCUAAUGUUUCUGGACAUAAUGGAAGAAACGCUCAUCACAGAAAUAAGGAAUUUCUCUGCAACCGGUUAUCGUUCUCCAUUGUUCGAUUUGUGGUCGAAACAUGUACCGUAUACCGUUGAAAUGACCCAAGAUGAAGUCGAUGAUUAUCCACCCGAGCUGGCUAUCAUUGGAUGCUUAGCUUGUCGAACAUAUUUUGCUUCAUUAAUUCGAGACGUACGAGCUGGAGUGCCUCCGCAGCAAGUGGCAGAUUCAGCAGUUGGCAUCUGCCAGUUACUAAUGCCAUUCGAAAGUGUCGUGUGCAGAAACAUAGUUGACCUGAAUGUUGAUAGUCUCUACUACAUCAUACAAAAUAGACCAGCGAUAGGCACCAACGAAUUUUGUGGUUUGAUAUUGCAAGGAGAGUGUGGAGCAGUUGAUCCAAUGUUUAAUUUUGCUGUUAAUGUAAGUCCUCACAACCCCAUUACCGCACCGAAAACGGUAACUUCUCCCCGAACUCCUGAUGAGCUACGAAUCAUUCACAUCACGGACAUUCAUUACGAUGAAAACUAUUUGACUGGUGGAAUAAAUAAUUGUCCAAAUCCAACUUGCUGUCGAAGAUCAGCAGGUGUUGCACCGGAUCCAGCAAAUCGUGCAGGUCCGUGGGGUGAUUACAACUGUAAUCAGCCGUGGCAAGCUUUUGAAAAUACACUUCAACGCAUCCGAAGCCAACAUCCACAAAUCGAUAUCAUUUAUCACACUGGUGAUAUGGUCGACCAUGGCAUUUGGGAGACAAGUCAGGCUGGCAACCGAAGAGUCAUUGGAAGAAUUUUCGACCUAUUCCGGCAAAUCUUUCCGAAUGUACCAGUUUUUUCUACGAUAGGCAAUCAUGAAGCUCAUCCAACAAACUUGUUCGCUCCAUCUACUAUUGGUAACCCUGCUUGGUCCACGAGAUGGCUGUACGAUCUCUUAGCUAGUACGUGGCAAAAUCAUGGAUGGAUAAAUGCAGCUGCAGCUAAUACAGUAAGAGCCGGAGGAUAUUAUACUCAGUUGGUACGUCCAGGUUUCCGUUUGGUUGUACUGAACAACAAUGACUGCUACAUUUACAAUUGGUGGGUAAUGUACAGUCGUACAGAGAUUGCUGGUGCUUUGCAAUGGUUCCACAACACACUGCUUGACGCAGAACGAAACAACGAAAGAGUGCAUGUGCUGGCGCAUAUCCCGACAGGUGGCGGUAGCUGUUUCCAAUUCUGGUCUCGUCAGUACAGGAGAAUUCUGGACAGAUUCCACAAUAUUAUCGGAGCUCAAUUCAACGGCCAUUCGCACAGAGACGAGUUCGAAGUAAACUAUGAUGUUGCAAGCGGUCAACAUGCCAUCAAUGUAGCAUGGAAUGGAGGAUCAUCUACAGCCCGUACAAAUGUAAAUCCCAACUACAGACUGUACUAUGUAGAUCGCACCCAUUACCAAGUCAACGAAGCGGAAUCCUACAUCUACAGCAUCUCUGAGGCCCGAAACAAUCCAUCUGUUCCUCCACGCUGGCAUCUUCACUAUUCGUUCCGUCAAGCCUUUGGAAUAACCAAUUUCUCACCAGCCGGUAUCGAUCAAUUAGCCUUCAACAUCUCAAGGAAUCGGAAUUUGGGAAGAAACUUGUACAGAUUCAGAGUCAAAAAUGGGGAUCCACGAAUGCAGACUGGUUGCAAUGACGAUUGUCUACGAAGUCAAGUUUGUAGACUUGUAACGAAUGAGCAUGCCGAUAAUCGACGGUGCAAUCAAAUUCUUGCCGUAUUCGGAACAGUUGCUUAAAUUGCAAUGUUUCAAUUGAUGGUUUUGGGGAUUUAUUAAAUAUUCCGUGCAAUUUGAGUU